Molecule: messenger RNA, 739 nt
Organism: Aspergillus neoniger CBS 115656
Lineage: Eukaryota; Fungi; Ascomycota; Eurotiomycetes; Eurotiales; Aspergillaceae
Exons: 3
Coding region: 213-647 (144 amino acids)
Source: RefSeq, a predicted model, not a curated record
UGGCCGCGAGGUCCCUUGUGGAUGAAGUAUGAAGUGAUACCCAUCACGAUGACUGCACUGGCCCACUGCAUGAACCGAGCGCAAAGAGAAGCUCAGUUCCACUGACAGACUGGUUGGUCCGGCUCUGAUGAAUGGAUACUGAAGAGGGGAGGAGAAUGCCUAGGAGUGGAAGACCAGGACAAGGUUCUUUAUAUGUCGCCUGGCCGGCUUGAAUGGAUAGAACGGAAGGGUGCAUGGUGGACCGGAUCAACGGGGCGUAUCUUUUACGUCAGAGGAUGUUUGUAUUAUUAUUAUUAUUAUUUUUUUUUUUUUUUUUCAGGAGCUUGAGCCGAAAGUUUUCUGGCCCUGUGCAGUGGCCUUUCCAGGGAAAGCUGAGCGACGCCAACGGAAGGAGAGCCAGCUUUGGCGGGUUUUUUUGCGCUUUCCCCCAGAUGCGUCAUAAUUUCCUCUGCAUGAAUUGUGCAGGAAGACCACAUCAACAGAGGCAUGCUAAGGUUGGGGACAGCAUCAUACUGUUCCUAGGACAAGAGGGGUGCCCAACCGAGAUGGAACGCAGUGGCCAUCACAGCAGCAACAACAAGCGCUACAACACAGCUGGGUCUGCAUCACAGCCAGGGCGGGGAUCAGGUCCGGCAUGGCUAGUGUGAGGAUCUGCGUGGACCAUGGACUGAUGGAUGGAGCCAGAUGGACAGAGCCGGAACGGACCAGGCAAGGGAGACGAGAUGUUGUUGGUCAACUC